AUGGCGCUGCGGCGCCUCCUGCUGCUGCUUCUGCUGCUGCUCUCCCUGGAGUCCCUGGACCUGCUGCCCGGCGCCCACGCCGCCCGCGGCCGCGCCGCCAACCGGACCCUAAGCGCCGGCGCCGCUGCCGUCGGGGGCCGGCGGCCGGGGGGCGCCCUGGCCCGGGGCGGCCGCGAGCUGAACGGCACCGCUCGGGGGGCAUCCGGCGGCCCGGAAGCGGGCAGCCGGCGAGGGCAGCCCGCGGCGGCGGUGGCGGCAGCCAGCGCGACCGUCACCUACGAGACGUGCUGGGGCUACUACGACGUGAGCGGCCAGUACGACAAGGAGUUCGAGUGCAACAACAGCGAGAGCGGCUACCUGUACUGCUGCGGCACCUGCUACUACCGCUUCUGCUGCAAGAAGCGCCACGAGAAACUGGACCAGCGCCAGUGCACCAACUACCAGAGCCCGGUGUGGGUGCAGACGCCCAGCACCAAGGUGGUGUCGCCGGGGCCCGAGAACAAGUACGACCCGGAGAAGGACAAGACCAACUUCACCGUCUACAUCACGUGCGGGGUGAUCGCCUUCGUUGUCGUGGCGGGGGUCUUCGCCAAGAUAUCCUACGACAAGGCCCACCGCCCUCCGCGGGAGAUGAACAUCCACAGGGCUCUGGCUGACAUCUUGAGACAACAGGGACCAAUCCCCAUAGCACACUGUGAAAGAGAAGCUAUCUCGGCUAUCGAUACCUCUCCCAAAGAGAACACACCGGUGAGAUCCUCCUCCAAAAACCUCUACACCCCCGUGCGUACCGCCAAGCCGACUCCAGGGCAUUAUGGGAAGGAUGCUUACCGAAGUGGAGGACCAGAUCUCCAUAACUUCAUCUCAUCGGGAUUUGUCACAUUAGGAAGAGGACACACGAAGGGUGAUCAUCAGUAUAAUCAUCCGAUUUUAAGCAGUGCUACCCAGACCCCAACACAUGAGAAGCCACGGAUGAACAAUAUCCUGACAUCGGCCACGGAGCCCUAUGAUCUCUCCUUCUCCCGCUCUUUCCAGAACUUGGCCCAUCUACCCCCAUCCUAUGAGUCUGCGGUGAAGACCAACCCCAGCAAGUACUCAUCUCUGAAGAGACUAACUGACAAGGAAGCUGAUGAGUAUUACAUGAGGCGGAGGCACCUGCCUGACCUGGCUGCCCGCGGCACCCUCCCCCUCAAUGUCAUCCAGAUGUCACAGCAGAAGCCGUUGCCAAGGGAACGACCCCGCAGGCCCAUCAGGGCCAUGUCCCAGGACAGGGUCCUGUCCCCACAGAGGGGCCUGCCAGAUGAGUUCGGCAUGCCCUACGACCGCAUCCUGUCCGAUGAGCAGCUUCUCUCCACGGAGCGCCUGCACUCCCAGGACCCGCUGCUGUCCCCAGAGCGGACGGCCUUCCCCGAGCAGUCGCUGUCGCGGGCCAUCUCGCACACGGACGUCUUUGUGUCCACGCCUGUGCUGGACCGCUAUCGCAUGACCAAGAUGCACUCCCAUCCCAGUGCCUCCAAUAACUCCUACGCCACCCUGGGCCAGAGCCAGACGGCAGCCAAGCGCCACGCCUUCGCCUCACGCAGACACAACACAGUGGAGCAGCUGCACUACAUCCCUGGCCACCACACCUGCUACACGGCCAGCAAGACCGAAGUGACCGUGUGA
Messenger RNA from Lepus europaeus (European hare), 1662 nucleotides. It is a transcript of the gene SHISA6, whose product is annotated as shisa family member 6. Bases 1 to 1662 code for a protein of 553 amino acids. The record is from RefSeq and is a predicted model, not a curated record. Gene Ontology annotation, biological process: regulation of AMPA receptor activity; regulation of short-term neuronal synaptic plasticity. Lineage: Eukaryota; Metazoa; Chordata; Mammalia; Lagomorpha; Leporidae. Gene Ontology annotation, cellular component: postsynaptic density; postsynaptic membrane; dendritic spine membrane. The transcript has 6 exons.